This is a messenger RNA of Dujonia railenensis, 2085 nucleotides long. NCBI's taxonomy places the organism in Eukaryota, Fungi, Ascomycota, Pichiomycetes, Serinales, Debaryomycetaceae. The record is from the annotation of a GenBank genome assembly.
AUGAUGGUGCUAGGAGAUAUUCCAACGAACAAUACAAGUAUCAUCAAUGGGACUUCUACAGACUUUGAUUUAUGGCUUCGAAUGGCCACUGACAAUAAGAUCAAUGCGAAGAAUUCAUGGAAUUUUGCAUUGAUCGACUACUUUCAAGAUUUGACAUUGUUGAGAGACGGAGAAGGAAUUAACUUCCAAAGAGCGUCUGUAACGUUAGAUGGAUGUGUAAAGAUUUAUUCCUCCAGAGUAGACUCUGCAGCAACAGAAACCGGAAAGCUUCUUAGUGGACUAUCUGCUCAUCAACAGAGCCAAGUAGAGAAGGUAAACGCAGUACAAGAAGGUGAUGCAGACAGAGAAGUUGAUGACGAGGACUACGAUUCUGAUGACCCUGAAUAUGGUAAAACUAAGAAGAAGAACAAAAAAGUAUCAUUUUCCAAGAAUGUCCAAAGUGAAAGCACAUCAUUAAUGUCGUUUAAAUCCCUACGAGCGAAGAAGGUUGACUAUGAAUUGGCUGUUGAUCCUGUCUUUAGAAGAGCAUUGGCAGAUUUUGACGAAGGGGGUGCUAAAAGCUUAUUGCUAAAUAUGUUGAAUGUAGACUCAGAAGGUAGAGUCAUGUUCGACAGUGAAAGACAACUGGCUCCUGGUGAAGCCAAGAUGUCCACUGAUUUACACACGGAAGCAAACAAAUCAGUAGAUAUUGACAUAUACGCCCUAGGCAGACAAUAUAUUCCUGAUGACUUAUCCAAGUAUCUGGUCUGUCCUUCUAUGGCAGAAGUUCAACAUCUUUCUAAAAAUUUAAUAAAGUCUACCUUACUUGACAAUCUCAGAACCAAUUAUGAAGAUCAUGAUGAUGAUAUCAUUGACAAUGAUAAGAACGAUCUUUAUGCAAAUGGAUCAAUAUUUUAUGAUGAUAAUGAAGACAUGGACGAAUAUCCAGAAAUAUCCCUAAACAUACCUAUGCAGAGACUUUUUAAUGAUAGCUACAUAGCAGCAGAAAGCGAAAGUCAUGAUCCUGUUGAAAUGGCAACUGAAGUACUUGAUUACGAUUUAAUGGCCUACUUCGAUAAUCACAUGCAACAAUUUUGGCAACCUAAGAAGCAAAAGCAUGUACUGGAACACUGGAAAGUAACUAGACUUAAGUCAAAAAAUCAGUAUCGAGUGCAUACGACUCAUAAACAUGACAAUAAAAUAGUUGUGGACGAAGAAGGUCAUAAUAUCAUAGAUUUUAUAAACGGCACAAAUGAAAUUGAUGAAGACGAAUUAUUUGCAGAGUCAAGUACAACAACUUUUUUGCCAAAACAUAAGUGGAGCUCUCAAAGGAGUAGUUCUGAUGCCUCAGCGAGACACACAUUGCCAAAUGAUAUUCAAUUUGUGUCAAAAAGGCUCAUAUCCCUAUUUAUUAAACCUGAAGCUACUUUGCAGACUUUCAACAAGAAAAGGAAAGUUUUUCCGUUCAGAAAGGAGGGAAGCACUUUACUGUCAUUAACAGAACGAGCAGAUGAAGAAUUUUGGUCGGAGAAGUAUCGAGAGGACGUUCGCUUGAAUGAAAUACUUAAAGAAGACUUGCAUGAAUUACAUCAGUCAUAUGAUCAAUCGUUCUUUCAAGAUGAAGAAUUCGAUGAUGGUAAUUGUAGUCCUGAUCUUCAUGAAGAUGUAAACCCGAUGGGUGACAAUAUAGACAACAUUGGUGGAUAUGGCUCCCAGCUAGUUACAGCAAGGAAUUUGUUUAAGCCCACAUAUAUAAAUUUUUCAAAGGUAGCCAAGAGAGUUGACGUCAAAUUGUUGAAAGAGAAUCUUUGGGAAUGCUUGAACAAUGAGAAGGCAUCGAUUCAGGGAGAUAAGUAUGAAAAUGAGCUGUCAGUUGAGGAGGCAACCAAGGAAGAUUGUCUAGUUUCAGUAGAUCACACAAUCCAACAAAAUUUCAGUGAGACAAUUGGUCUUUUAAACUCAAAAUAUACCUCAGAUCAGUUGAGUAAUCUAUCCACUAGCUUUUGUUUUAUAUGCGUGUUGCAUUUGGCGAAUGAACACGGACUAGAGCUCAUUAAUAACUCAGACUUUACUGAUUUAUGCAUUCAACGUACUACCAGUACGUAG